AUGGGGACACAAGUAGACUGUGGUGAAAAUUCUUUCUGGAGUUCGUUGGACCCAAGUAAAAGUGGUUCGUCUUUACUAAAUAAACUUCUACUGAAAGCUGCACGCACUGCUUCAUCUCCGAUUGAUUUAACCUCAAUGGUACGUAAAGAGGAGAAGCGUUAUGUAUACCAUCCUGAUGCGAUAAGUUAUCUUAUUCUACGAGAAAGAUCAAAUUGUCUUCCAGAGGAAUCUCAAGUGGAGAUGAAGAAAUUUAAUCUUGAUUAUAGUCGACUGAAUUCGUUUAUUCGUGAGAAAAAAGAAGUAAAUGAGAAAAUAUUGCGUACACUUAGUAGUGAUAGUUUGUCACACAAAGAAGAUAGACAACAAGAUUUGUUAAAAAUAUGGCGUCAAAGCAUACUACCGAAUUGGAGAACAGGUUAUCCACCGAAAAAAAUACGGCAAUAUUUUUGGGAAGGUAUACCUUCAGCUAUUCGUGGACAAGUUUGGUCUUUACUGCUGAUCGAUAAACUUGGAAUUACUCGAGAAUUAUUCAACGCUUGUUUAAGUGAAAGUAAACGUCAUGUUGAAUCAGAUAUCACUAAUCAACGCUGUGCAAGUGCUGAUUACACAACAAAGAAAUCACCUAUGUUUUUAAAAAGUGUAUUCUUCAAUUCCUCUUUCGAUUUAACUAAUUUAAAAACAGAUUCUACUAGUUGUAAAGUGUGCAAUUUUAUAUUGCGCAAGUUAAAUACAACACCAAUUAAACGAGAAUAUACACGUGCUUCUACUACAGAGUAUUCUACUUUUAAUAGUUUUAGUAGCAGUUUUAUGAGAAUGCCUCGAUAUGAUAGACGUUCUUCAACCAAUCCACUGAUGACUAUGUCAAAUAGUUCUCCGAAAUUAGACAAUUUAGCAUUUGGAUCAGUAUCUUUAACAGAUCGUGUUAUCAUCGGUCCACGUGGAGUUAAAUCGAAUGAUAUCUGUCGAACAUUUCCCGACUUGAGAUUAUUUCAAUUUGGUAAUCCAUAUCAUGAAAAGCUGCAUGAUUUGUUGGCUGCAUAUAUCACAUAUAAACCUGAUGUUGGCUAUGUCCCAGGAAUGUCAUCACUGGCUGGAAUGCUUUUAAUUGUAUUGGAUAAUGUUUAUGAUGCAUUUGUAAUAUUUGCAAAUAUUUUAGCUAAACCAUGUCAGCAAGCAUUUUACAGUUUAAAUGAAGAAAAAUUUUUAGUCUACGUGAAUGCUUUCGAUAAAUUAUUUGCUGAAUAUCUGCCUCAUUUGUAUGCCCACAUUAAAGCAGUUGGAUUCGAGACAAACAUGUUUCUAUUCGAUUGGUUUUUCACUAUAUUUAGUCGAACACUUCCAUUAGAAACUGCUAUGCGAUUAUGGGAUUUAUAUUUUAUCUAUGAAGAAUCUGCUUUAUUCUAUGCAGCUUUGGCAAUAUUGAAAUUAUUUGAAAAAGAUUUACUUUUGUGCAGUUUCAAUGAGCUGUCUUCAUUUCUAACUGAUAUGACACUGCCGAAUGCAUUGACACCUGAAGUCUUAAUCACAACUAUGUAUUCCUUUCAUCAUCAACAUCAACAUCCAACAAAACGUCAUACUGUCGCUUCAAGUGGUGGACUGAAAACAUCACGACAACAUAUUGCCAGUCAAGAGUCUUUAUUCAGUAUGCAUCAAUUGUUAUCCCUUUUCAAAGAUGAUUUAUCAGAAUCAUCAUUGAAUAAAUUUUCAUCCAAUAAUAAUAUUAGUAAUAAUAAUAAUAAUAAUCUGUAUACUUCACAAAUUUCCUUCAAUGAAUUACCAAAACUUUAUCCGCAUCUAGAUCAUUCAGCACGUAGUCCACGUGAAAUAUCCGAUGAAUCAGAUGGUGCUGUUGACAUUGAUGAUCAAUAUUUUAAUUUUAAUUCAAAGAAAUUAAGUUAUAAUUGGGAAUUAACAAAGAGAUCAAGUACUACUACUACUAAUAAUAAUAGUAGUAUGGAUCGAAUGAUAAUGCAUGCGCUACACAAUGACGCUAAUUUAAACGAAAGCAUGCACAAGACAAAUAAUACGUCAGAAGUGAAGAAAAAACAUUGUAGUAAUCCAUGCUUUUCUUAUCAUCGGACACGAUUGUCAUCGUCAUCAUCAUCAACGGAGAACAAGUUAACCAGUGGUGGUGCUACUCAUUCGCGUAAAAGUCAACCAGCUGAUGAUUAUUCACAACGGAGUAUAAAUCAUGAUGGUGAUGGUGAUGCAUCAACCUUUAAGUGGAUUGUCGGUAGUAGUAGUAGUAUAAUUGUUUACAAGAGAAUAGGAGAACUUCUCCUGAAAUGAUACCAUAGUUUGGAGAAAAUCGGGGGGGGGCGUUUUAUAUGAUAUAUAUAUGUAUAUAUGCACCUAUAGGAUAUAUUGUAUACCUUCAAAAGGGUGCCAUUUACAAUCACUUUACAAUUGUCAGCCGACUAGCCAGCUAACUGGUUAGCUAGCUAGCUAGAAGAAGGAGAAGCAUAAGCAGAAGAAUAACCGUACUCUCUGUACUCACUUCAACGUCUUUCAGUUUUCAC
Trichobilharzia szidati is the source of this 2519-nucleotide messenger RNA. NCBI's taxonomy places the organism in Eukaryota, Metazoa, Platyhelminthes, Trematoda, Strigeidida, Schistosomatidae. The record is from the annotation of a GenBank genome assembly.